UCGAAAGCACUUUAUCAGCAGUAGCUCUGUAGACAGGAAGUCUAAAUACUUCCUUCAACAAUCAUCUGUUCGCGUCAAGAGUUUAGUGCAAACAAAACUACAACCAAAAGGUUCAGAAUUAUUGCAAAACGAACGGAGUUAAAAUGGAACUGCGAAUCCAUGCAAUGAGUGAGGUUCUGGAAGAGCCUCUGCAGAAAUAUUACACAGAUUUUGUGAAAAUGGAGCCAGGCGAAAAGGUUAAGAAGGUCACUUUGCAGCGGAUGCUAAAACGGCUUCUGGAGUUUAUUCACAGUCGAGACGAUUUGUUUGCGGACUAUUUCAUCCAGGUGGGAAGUAUUGCGGACGGAACCAAAGCCGAGGCUGUCGAUGAGCUUGAUGUCCUCAUUCCCUUGCAGAAGGAUAAACUCCGGGUUACUGCAGUUGACCAAAGUCUGAAUUUAUUUUCCAUCGAUGAGUAUGUCGGUGGAGAUUGGAGGUGCCUUGCUCACGAUGAAACUAUCUCGAGACUGUAUGAAUUAGUCCGCGACUACAAAGAGAAAUAUUACAAGAACGACCCUUCCUUUGCAGUUAAGAAAAAGACGAUCACAGCUACAGCUUUGCCUCUGAAAAUCGACUGGAUAAAAAUUGAUUUGGUGCUUUGCAUUGAAAAUGCCCUUCGGUUCUCUAAUGUGGAAUGGCCUUUUCCAAAAUGGCUGAACGGUCAGUCCAAGUGGCUGACCUAUCAACAACAAGAAUCUGUCAGAAAAAUGGGGAUAGACAUGACAUGUCAUGGAAUACAUUGGAGGCCAUCCUUCUCAAGGAUCGAUGCCUACUUACUUGGUAAAAUUGAUAGCAAAGGUGGUUAUCGAAAAAAAGCCUUCAAAAUCUUUAAAUCUCUCAAUGGCUAUUAUUGGACAAAGGAUCAAUUAUGCAAAGACUACCAGGGAAAGAGCCAACCUUUUCUUGGGUCCUUCAUGACGAAGAUUCUCUACUUACAUGCGAGAGAAAAGUAUCCAGAAUCUCAGCACUGGAACUCUCUGGGAAAGUCAUUUUGCAACUUCUUGGAUGUUUUAAACCAAUGCUGUAAUGAGAAAUGCCUGGAUCAUUAUUAUCAAACCAACAGCAACCUCUUUGAAUAUGUUGCUGGGGAAACCUUCCUGUGGUUACAAGAAAACAUCCGCAAUAUUCUACAAAAUCCAGAAGAAGAGCUUUCCUAAACUGUUUUGUAAAAAAAAAGGUUUCAAUUAAAUACCUGCUCUAAAGGAA
Messenger RNA from Hemiscyllium ocellatum (epaulette shark), 1245 nucleotides. RefSeq names its product protein mab-21-like 3. The coding region runs from base 144 to 1196 and encodes 350 amino acids. The record is from RefSeq and is a predicted model, not a curated record. Lineage: Eukaryota; Metazoa; Chordata; Chondrichthyes; Orectolobiformes; Hemiscylliidae. The transcript is spliced from 4 exons.